AUGUCCUGGCCCAAAGGCCCAUUCGUGGCUGGGUGUCGAGCUGGUCCUGACAGGUCUACAAACUUGGACGAGGCGCUGAAAAAUUGGCCUGCCGGUAUGCUGCAAGAGCUGCACAUCGGAGAUGACUGGAAUAACCUCUUGCACAAGGACAAUCGCAGCUGGUUUGGGGACACGAUAUCAUUGCGCGCCGUUGAUAUCGGGAACGAGGACAAGGGUGCGGCAGAGAUAAACGACCCUUCGUUUGGUUGCGAGGUACCGAACCCGAAACUUGCGGCGUCCCUGUCCAAGUCGUACCGAAACCUCAGGCACCUCUCUGUAUAUUUUGUCCUCUCAGCACAGACGGUUCUCGACAGCCUCCAAGAGGUGGACCUAGACGACGUGCAAUCGCUCAGGACAUUGUCCCUCACAACUGCUCUUCUCCGCCCCUUACACCAGGGCAACCCAGGCAUGGUGUCCCUCCUCCGGGAUGCCAAAAGGGCCGUCGAAAGAUUGCCCAAUCUCCAGCAACUGGAGCUCUGGAGCGUCAGCAUGGAGGGAGGUCCUCGCAUUUUCAAGUACCAGGUCGACGACUGCAUCGCGGACAUUUACUGGGACAGCCCGGCAGAAUGCCAGGUCCAAGAUCUUCUCAUGUCCAUUUGGGGCGUGGUCAACCGCUUGAACGGCCGUCGUAUCGUACUUGGAGAGUUUAUCUACAAGCAGACCGCGGUGCCCGGGGAACCAUGGGAUCAGGAGCCGUCGGAGCAUUUCUGCACAGCGAUACAGAAGAGGCGGGAAGAGGAAAUUCAAAAGGGGUCCUCCUCCCCCUGGAGGGACUGGGACUGGGAAAGGUAUGCCAACCUGCCAUGGGCGCUGUGGCAGUUUUCCGGGUUCGGGUAUUAG
Messenger RNA from Thyridium curvatum, 879 nucleotides. RefSeq lists its product as uncharacterized. Bases 1 to 879 code for a protein of 292 amino acids. Lineage: Eukaryota; Fungi; Ascomycota; Sordariomycetes; Thyridiales; Thyridiaceae. The record is from RefSeq and is a predicted model, not a curated record. The transcript has a single exon.